GAUCUGAUCAUAUCAUUAUUGUUACUACGUACAUUUUUACUAUCAUCUUGUUCCACACGCUCCUUGACAUCUUGACAUCUUGACAUCUUGACUUGAGGAGGACAGAUGACGUGCCUUCAACAAGUUGUCAAGCUUGUCCUCACAUACUGAUUUGUAUAUAUGUUCUCAUAAUGAGACUCUUCCCCUGUCGUUUCCCCGGCCUGAGGCCGUUCCUUCUUUCCGUCAUCGUUGUAUUCACAUUUGCUUCCAAAAUUUUGCAUCUUUUUCAGCAUCGUCGCAAUGUUCGAAGUCCAUCCUUUUUGCUGUAUCUACCCACUUUUUUUCUCACUGAUUUCCUUGUUUCAAUCUUUGCAUGGCUGGCGUUGUCGAAGCUUCCUGGGUCUUGGGGUAUUGCUGGUUUGGCCAUUGUUGCUUUCGUAGGUGCCGUUGACAUUGGUGCUGUCUCGUCACAAUUUGGGUUUUUCUAUGUCACCGGUGCUGAGGUGCGAUGGAAUGCUGCAUCAACCCUCGCCUCAGAUAAAGCAGGAUUCAACCUGCUGCUGAGCGGGUUGAUGCCCGUCUUUGCUUUUGGCACGCUUCUUUUUACUCUCAGCUGGAUAUUGGCACCGCUAAUCACGUUCAUCCUCGAUUCAUGGCUCAAUGCAGUUGGCAAUGCUUUCGCCGGGCUCUCCUUCCGCUCUCGCCAAUACCUCCCUCUCACCAAUGAGCCCAAGGAACCUAGACGGCGGAAAUAUUUGGCGCUGUCUAUUACCCUGAUUGCUUUGUUCAUCAUUUUAGGCAUCGACAUAUACCGACCACAAGUGCCGUACGACCACAUCUCCGGGACAGUACCGUUCACACUUGCCGCCGCCUUUCAAAAUCAGAACGCGACCUGCCUUUCAGACCAACAACCCUUCCCGUUGUCCGAUUUGGUGGCUCCUAACUUGUGGGAACCCGAGAACGGUCGAUACAAGGGUUGGAAACCCGGUUCUCAAUCGUCUGCAGCCGACUUGGCCACCGUAAUGGCACCAUCAUGGGCUCCCGAAAGCUGGCCUGCCGGUUUUGGAAGGUGGGCGCGAAAAGGUCAGAACUCAACACAGGAGGAUGCCUUACUAGCCAUGAGCGAUGCUGUAUGUCCCGGCGGUAACUCUAGGUAUAACAUAUACAACCCGACACUAGAUCCCAUGCGGAUCACCAACCUGGAUCUCGAUGUGCUGGCCCCGGUCCAAGAAGCGUUGAAAGAUCACGCAGUUCCAAUCAAACACGUUUUUCUGAUCGAGAUGGAAAGCGCACGAAAGGAUAUAUUCCCCCUGAAAGCGGGUUCGCACCUGUACCAGCAAAUCAUAGAUGCUCACGAAUCGGCGAGCGAGGAGGAUCUUUACGAACUCAAUUCGAGACUAGCUGCCAUGACACCGGUUGCCGAGCAAAUCACCGGGGAAUCUGGAAACUUCAACCUGAAAUCGGACGAACUGCGAAACAAUCUUACCGCUGAUUCAUGGAAGGAUCCGUCAGCGCCAGGAAUGGGCGGCAUAAACGUCAUUGGCGCCCUGACUGGAAGCAGUCUCUCUUUCAAGAGCCUUGUCGGUAGUCAUUGUGGCGUAGGGCCUAUUCCGGUGGAUUUCAUGUUUGAAACCGAAGCCGAGGUCUAUCAGCCAUGCAUUAUGCAUAUCCUAAAGCUAUUCAACCAACUCAAAAACGAAGGCCAGAAGGAGGCGACAGAUAUGCGCUCACAGAGAUGGAAGUCGGUCUUUCUGCAAUCGGUCACUGGAGAGUUUGAUAAUCAGGUUCAGUUGAGCCUGCAGAUAGGAUUUGAAGAAUCCAUUUUCAAAGAGAAUAUCAGCACUGCAUCCGCGAAGCACUGGCAUAAAGGCAUGAAAGAGAUCAAUUACUUUGGGUAUGAGGAGCCGGAGAUUUAUCCUUAUCUCAAAGACACCAUAGAAGACGCCAAGGCAAAUGGAGAAAGACUGUUUCUGACACACUUUACGAGCACUACACACCAUCCCUGGGGACUUCCGGCAGGCGUUGAAGUUGAGGAUUACUGGCCUCGCAACGGUUUUGCGUCGGAACACCAGCCCAUGAAUAAAUAUCUCAAUUCCGUGCGUUAUGUCGACGAAUGGCUGGGUAAUGUCCUUGAGCUCAUUGAAGAGACUGGAAUCGCAAACGAGACGUUGAUAGUUUUCGUGGGUGAUCAUGGACAAGCCUUUGAGGAAGAUCACCAUGUUACCGGUACUUUUGAGAACGGCCAUAUCAGCAAUUUUCGAGUUCCUAUUGUGUUCCGUCAUCCACAGCUUCCCCGUCUUGACGUGCACGCCAAUGCAACGUCGAUAUCUAUCCUACCUACAAUCCUGGAUCUGCUGAUCACCACAAAUUCCCUGAACGAUAUUGAUAGGGAUGUUGCGUCUGAUAUAAUCCAGGAAUACGAAGGUCAAUCCUUAUUAAGGCCUUACAAGAACAGCCACAACGGUCGACAAGCGUGGAAUAUGGGUAUCAUCAAUACCGGAGGGACGAUGUUAAGCGUGGCGUCAGCAGCUGCGCCCUACCGACUUGUUCUCCCCUUAACCCGAGACUUUACGUUUGUCUUUUCAGAUCUGUCGAAAGAUCCAUACGAGAUUGAUCUCGUAGAAGACUGGGAUUUUUAUUCCCUGGUUCAUACCGUUAAGAGAAAGCAUGGCCAUGAUGCCGCGCACUGGCUGAAGGAUGCUGAGAAAGUGGCGAGAUGGUGGGUAAAUGAAAGAAAGCGACUUUGGAAUUAUCAUGAGGGAUGA
Messenger RNA from Talaromyces stipitatus ATCC 10500, 2744 nucleotides. RefSeq lists its product as uncharacterized. The record is from RefSeq and is a predicted model, not a curated record. The coding region runs from base 171 to 2744 and encodes 857 amino acids. NCBI's taxonomy places the organism in Eukaryota, Fungi, Ascomycota, Eurotiomycetes, Eurotiales, Trichocomaceae. The transcript has 4 exons.